Molecule: messenger RNA, 2559 nt
Organism: Erinaceus europaeus (western European hedgehog)
Lineage: Eukaryota; Metazoa; Chordata; Mammalia; Eulipotyphla; Erinaceidae
Gene: ATG7
Product: autophagy related 7
Exons: 19
Coding region: 128-2239 (703 amino acids)
Biological process (GO): autophagy of mitochondrion; autophagosome assembly; piecemeal microautophagy of the nucleus
Cellular component (GO): phagophore assembly site; cytoplasm
Molecular function (GO): Atg12 activating enzyme activity; Atg8 activating enzyme activity
Source: RefSeq, a predicted model, not a curated record
UGCCGCGGUGUUCCUCGUACGCACGCGCACCGCACCUCCCCCAUGGGGGCGGGGCCUAGUGGCGUCAUCAGGGCGCGCCGCGAAUGCGUCCGGGUUGCCGGAAGUGGAGCUGCGGAGGCAGCUGGCCAUGGCAGCGGCCCAGGGGGACCCUGGCCUCUCCAAGCUGCAGUUCGCCCCUUUCAGCAGCGCCCUGGACGUCGGCUUCUGGCACGAGCUGACCCAGAAGAAGCUGAAUGAAUACCGGCUGGACGAAGCCCCCAGGGACAUCAAGGGCUAUUACUACAACGGUGACUCUGCCGGGCUGCCGGCCCGCCUGACCUUGGAGUUCACUGCCUUUGACACGGGAGCACCCACACCAGCCCACUGCUGCCCAGCCCUUGGCACCUUGCAUAACACCAACACCCUGGAGGCGUUCAAGGCUGCCGACAAGAAGCUGCUCUUAGAGCAAGCCGCCAAUGAGGUCUGGGAGUCCAUCACCUCUGGCGCCGCUCUGGAGAACCCCGUCCUGCUCAGCAAGUUCCUGCUCCUGACGUUCGCGGACCUGAAGAAGUACCACUUCUACUACUGGUUCUGCUCCCCUGCCCUCUGCCUCCCGGAGAGCAUCCCGCUCACCCAGGGCCCUGUGGGCUUGGAUCAGAGGUUUUCACCGAGACAGAUCCAAGCCCUGGAGCGGGCCUACGACGGUCUGUGCCACGGGGAGGGUGUCCCCGCACUGCCUUACUUCCUGGUCCAGUACGACGAGGACGAGGUGCGGGUGGCCCCCCUCAGACACCACAGCGCGUUCUUCCCAGGUCCACAGGAAAAGGUAACCGUGGGUGUGUACGACCCCUGCACCUUAGCCCAGUACCCCGGCUGGCCUUUGAGGAAUCUCCUGGUCCUGGCAGCUCACAGAUGGAGCGGUAGCAUCCAGGCCAUGGAGGUCAUCUGCUUCCGGGACCGCACGCUGCAGGGUAUGAGGAGUGUGGCUCACAGCAUCAUCUUCCAAGUGAGGCUUCCAGAAAUUGCAUUCAGCCCAGAUUGCCCCAAAGCCGUCGGGUGGGAGAAGAACCAGAAAGGCAGCAUGGGACCGAGGAUGGUGAACCUCAGCGAAUGCAUGGACCCCAAAAGGCUAGCAGAGUCCUCGGUCGACUUAAAUCUCAGACUCAUGUGUUGGAGACUGGUCCCCACACUGGACUUGGACAAGGUCGUGUCCGCUAAGUGUCUGCUGCUGGGAGCUGGCACCUUGGGGUGUAACGUAGCCAGGACCCUGAUGGGCUGGGGUGUCCGACACAUCACAUUUGUGGACAACGCCAAGAUCUCCUACUCGAACCCUGUGAGGCAGCCGCUCUAUGAGUUUGAAGACUGCCUGGCGGGAGGGAAGCCUAAGGCCCUGGCUGCAGCUGACCGGCUUCAGAAGAUAUUCCCCGGAGUGAAUGCCCAGGGGUUCAGCAUGAGCAUCCCCAUGCCCGGACACCCCGUCAACUUCUCCAGCGCCACCCUGGAGCAGGCCCGGCGGGACGUGGAGCAGCUGGAGCAGCUGGUCACCAGCCACGACGUGGUCUUCCUGCUCAUGGACACGCGAGAGAGCCGCUGGCUACCCACUGUGCUGGCUGCCAGCAAGAGGAAGCUGGUCAUCAAUGCCGCCCUGGGAUUCGACACCUUCGUGGUCAUGCGGCACGGCCUGAAGAAGCCCAGGCAGCAGGAGGCAGGAGACGUGGGCCCCAGCACCCCGCUGCCCCCUGUGGACCCCCUGGGCUCCUCUCUCUUUGCCAACAUCCCCGGCUGCAAGCUGGGCUGCUACUUCUGCAAUGAUGUGGUGGCCCCUGGCGACUCCACCAGAGACCGCACCCUGGACCAGCAGUGCACAGUCAGCCGCCCGGGGCUGGCCACCAUCGCGGGGGCCCUGGCCGUGGAGCUGAUGGUGUCUGUGUUGCAGCACCCUGAGGGGGGCUACGCCGUGGCCAGCAGCAGUGAUGACCGCAUGAACGAACCACCCACCUCCCUGGGGCUGGUGCCUCACCAGAUCCGUGGAUUUCUGUCACGCUUCGAUAACGUCCUUCCCGUGAGCCUGGCGUUUGACAAGUGCACGGCCUGUUCUUCCAAAGUGCUGGACCAGUACGAGCGGGAAGGAUUUCACUUCCUGGCCAAAGUGUUCAACUCCUCACACUCCUUCCUGGAAGACCUGACGGGCCUCACGCUGCUGCACCAGGAGACACAGGCUGCCGAGAUCUGGGACAUGAGUGACGACGAGACGGUCUGAGCCAGGACCCCCGGGGCCAGAGGAGGACUGCACCCCAGGACUGGUGACACUGGGGCCCAUGCCUCACCUGCACUGUCCCCCGGGACUCCGCCACCCCGCCAGCCCUGAGCUCAAUAAUGACCCGGCUCUGCUGCCCUGUGGUCCGUCCGGCUGCGUUUUCUCAUCCCUGUGCUCCCCACCAGGCCCCCAGAGGUCUCCCUCUCCCAUGGGGGGAUGGGUUGCACCCCCCAUGGACUGUCACCCAGAGGCCGUGGUUUAAGAGCACUUUAUUAUUGUUCUUAAGGCUACUUUAAGUACAAAAAAAGAGAUGGCCUGCCAAA